Molecule: messenger RNA, 3523 nt
Organism: Mytilus trossulus (common blue mussel)
Lineage: Eukaryota; Metazoa; Mollusca; Bivalvia; Mytilida; Mytilidae
Product: golgin subfamily A member 7-like
Exons: 5
Coding region: 174-587 (137 amino acids)
Biological process (GO): peptidyl-L-cysteine S-palmitoylation; protein targeting to membrane
Cellular component (GO): palmitoyltransferase complex
Source: RefSeq, a predicted model, not a curated record
AAUUAUCAUAACAUUGUACCACGUGACUUGACAGGAAGUGCCCGUAUCGUCACAACAUUGACAUUUAUUAUUAUGAAAUUGAAAAUGCUUUGUAUUUAGACAGGCUUUAAUUCUGUUUACAAAAUACCUACAGCUUUCAAAUAAAGACCAAGGAAAAAAGGUCAUCCAUAGAUAUGGAUGACAUAAGUGGUAUACCACCCAAUAAUUGUCAGAAGGUCUUUAUACAAAGAGAUUUCUCAGAAGGCACAUCAGUCAAAUUUCUUACUAAAUUUCCAGCAGAGCUCAAUGGAAAGCUGGAGACUGAUGUAUUUGUAAGAACUAUCACUCAACUGAAUAGCAUGUUCAGUGAGGCAGAAACCUUAGGAGGCAGGAAUUAUUGUGAGAGCUGCUUAGCAUGUCUUACAGCUUAUACAAGUUAUAUAUGUUUUGAUACACAUUAUGAAAAGAUGUUAAAGAAAAUAACCAAAUUCAUCGCAGAACAAAACCAAGAUUACUAUGUACCAAGAGGACUGAUGUUAGUUGAUCCAGUAGAAAGAGGACUAAGAACUCUUGAGAUAUGUUUAUUGUCUGAAAACAAUGGAAGAUGAGAAAAAGAUUUCAGAACUAACUUUAUAGUCUUCUAUCUGUGAAUAGUUGUUUUCUUCCGAACAGCUAUCAUGUUAUUGAAUGAUAUACUUUGUGCUUUUAAACAAAAUAUUUCUUCAAAUUUCAGUUAAAAUAUUGUUAGAUAUUAUUGUACUGCUGCUAAACAUCAACUCCAAAUUAGGUUUGCUGACAUUUAAAUUUUUAAAUAGAUUUUUCUUUUUAUUACCUGUUUUUUUUACCAAUUUUAGAGAAGAAAACUAUUAAAUUCAUUUACAUGUAUAUAACGUACAAUUGAUCUCAUGUUUAAAAAAAUAACAAUUUAAUUUCUAUUAAUUUGGUUAAUUCCAAGCAACUUCCAUACCUGCCAACUGUCACUAUUUGUGCGAGAUAUCCCCCAUGGAGGCCCCCAAUUUGAAUAUUUGAAAGAGGAAAUUUGUCCACAUUUUAAAACAAAUCAAUUAAUUUUACCAUGGCAAUAGAAUUUCAAAUACACGAAGAAGCAAAUAAACAACAUUAAAGUAGAUUUGAAGGUCCCUUUAAAGGUUUUGUAGGACUAUGAGAGCAACCUUGACCAUAAAACCCACAUGGGCAUUUUAAAAUGUUGGCAGGUAUGAACUUCAUACAUAUAUAUAUGAAACAUGUGUAAUGCUUAUGUCAACAUAGCUAAUGUCAAUCAACUGAUUAAUUCAGAAUUUGUGUUGCAUUAUGGGAACUUGUUUCUAAUGUAACUAGGUGUUUUUAGGAUGGAGUUAAUUUAACCUAUUUAAUGAGAAUUGAAUAUUUUAUAAUUCAUACAUUUUUAACACAGUUCUGUGUGCAGAUAGAAAUCACAAUAGACAUUAUCAUGUGAACAUUUGUGUGUAUCAUCUAAGUAAUUUAUUAUACUUCACUUUCAAAUGCCAGAUUUUGAUUGGUUAAUAGGAGCAUGAUAAUUUACUUUAUCACAUGGCUCAUAUAUUCUAUUACAGUUCACAAACACACUUGAUCAAUUGUGAGCGUUACUAAUUAUAGAUGGUUGUCAUAGUUUAUAACGUUCAAUUUUCAAAUUCAAAUGACAGUAAUAACAGAGCAUUCAGUAUAAUAAAUUAAAUAAUACACAGCUUAGCGGGUGAAAGAGCAGAUUGUUACAUCUCAAUAAAACAUUGUCAAAUUUGGCUUGUCUUCUUGGGUUACAGUACGCUGUUUCACACUCUCCGCUAUGUGUUAUUUAUAUAGAAUCAUUUACAUGUAAGUAUCUAGGAUGGUCAUGCUAUCUUAUAAACUGAUUAAAGAUAACAAGGUUUUUUAAAGACAUUACCAUCAUCUAUUGUUAUCUUCCCUGUGUACAUUAAUGACAUCCUUUUAAUGAUUACUAUCCUACAUCCUUUUAGUGAUUAUUAUCCUUUUGUAGAAAUGGAUAUACAUGUGAUCAAAAUUUCCCAUCACAAAUUUCAUGUCAUUGUAUUUAUGUCCAAUUUAUUGGUAUAAUUUUUUAUGGUCCAAUCAACCUGAAACUUCAUUCACGUCUUUCCUAUGAUAUGAUCUUUCUUAUUUCAUUGCCACAUUAGAUUUUUUACCCCAUUUUCACGGUCCACUGAAUAUGGAAAAUGAUAGUGUGAGUAGAGCAUCUGUAUACUAUGGACACAUUCUUGUUUUCCAAAUGAUAUACAAUAUAUCACAGACAUUUCAUUAUGAUGUUGUAUCUAUUUAUUUUUUCAUACAUAUAUAUACUAUGUAUGAUAUAUACUACAGUGUGUAGAUAAGUUUUCUGGAUGAAGUUGUAGUUUUUGGAAAGUAUUUCCAGAAGUAGAUGUAUAUAAAUUCAGACUUUAUUUAUCUUUCCAGAUUGAAACAAAGAGGUUGACAUGUGACUUAUAUCAAAAUCAUGUUUACACAGGUCGUCAAUCAUAUAUUCAUAUUGUAUGUUUUCACGUGUUAUAUUGUAAAAUAUUUUAUUUAAGUUAGUUGUGACAUAUUGAGACAUAAUUUGACUGUGAUAUAAGCUUGAGGUUUGUGAAUGAUGGAAAACAGGGAGAUGCCAUAUACCAAUUAUUUUUUUUUUGUACAUUGUUUGUGUAUGUUUUAUUCUUCCAAAUACAGGUGCAUUCAUGUUGUAUUUCAAUCAGUCAUCUUAGUCUUUGAUAUAACUAGGAUUUAUUUGUACAUUCUAGAUCACAAAAGAGCAGAUGUUGAGCUCUUGGAAAUAAAUUCUUCUCAUUAUUCUGAUACUUGAAGAGUUUUUUCUAUUGUUUUUCAAAAAUUGUAUCUUUGAUAAAGUGAAUGGCCUAACAAUACAUCUCCCCAUGUAUCUAUCUGUAUAGGAUGAAAUGACUUGUGUGUGAUGAGUCAUUAUCAUUGUUUUUUUUUUGUUUUUUUUCUCUAAAAAUACCUGCGUAGUAUAGAAAAUAUCUUUUAAUGCUUUAUUAGUUUAUAUUUAGUCAUAGACAUUGUGAUCAUGUUAAUUAAAAUUUAAAAUGACCAGAGGGGUAUUUAAAUCACACUUUUACAUGAUGCAUACCAUUUCAAGUUUUUGUCUAAUUUCCAUGUAAAUUUUGUCUUUGGUUUCCAUAUGAUUAAAGCUGUUACAGUAAUGAAUGUAGCAACACACUUCAUAAUAUUAUGGUACUACAGUUUCAAAAAGUGUAUGAGCUAUAGUCAAACCUUCCUCCCACAGUUUGUUUUUAACUAACUCUUGGUGAGAGUUGUCAUUUUGUUGUUGUAUCAUUGAUGCAAGUUUUGAUGGAUCCUGAAAAUUCCCAACUAGAUUAUCAAAUAAAUUUAUAUAGCAUUACUGAAUUGUAUGAACAUUAGUGUUCAAAACCUUCCUUAAUUUUCACAAGGCCAUAACAAAAUUUGUUCAUAUUGUGACAUGAAUGUGUUUUCCAUCAUCAUUAUUUUCAAUGUACUUAGAAAUAUUCAAUUUCAUUUAACUCUUUAGACAUAUGUUAUUGAGAGACAA